This is a messenger RNA of Microthlaspi erraticum, 612 nucleotides long. The record is from the annotation of a GenBank genome assembly. NCBI's taxonomy places the organism in Eukaryota, Viridiplantae, Streptophyta, Magnoliopsida, Brassicales, Brassicaceae.
AUGUUUAAGGAUGCUCAUGCAUUCAUAUCAAGAUGUGAUGCUUGCCAAAGAAUGGGAAAUAUAAGCAAGAGGAAUGAGAUGCCACAGAACUUUAUACUGGAAGUUGAAGUUUUUGAUGUUUGGGGCAUUGACUUUAUGGGACCUUUUCCAACCUCUUUUGGUGACCAAUACAUUCUAGUGGCAGUUGAUUAUGUCUCUAAAUGGGUAGAAGCCAUUGCCAGCCCUACUAAUGAUGCACAAGUGGUCAUCAAGAUGUUUAAAUCCAUCAUUUUUCCAAGGUUUGGAGUGCCUAGGAUAGUCAUAAGUGAUGGAGGUUCACAUUUCAUCAACAGAAUCUUUGCCAACCUUUUGAAGAAGCAUGGAGUUACUCACAAAGUUGCCUCUCCCUACCACCCCCAAACUAGUGGACAAGUUGAGAUCUCAAACAGAGAACUCAAGAGCAUACUUCAGAAGACAACAUGCAAGACAAGAAAGGAUUGGAGUGCCAAACUAGAUGAUGCUCUAUGGCCAUAUCGCACUGCCUUCAAAACACCACUUGGUACAACCCCCUUUCAUCUUGUCUAUGGUAAAGCAUGUCAUUUACCUGUAGAACUGGAGUACAAAGCAGCUUGA